This is a messenger RNA of Encephalitozoon cuniculi GB-M1, 3426 nucleotides long. Its product is annotated as type V P-ATPase. The coding region runs from base 1 to 3426 and encodes 1141 amino acids. Gene Ontology annotation, cellular component: membrane. Gene Ontology annotation, biological process: intracellular calcium ion homeostasis. Lineage: Eukaryota; Fungi; Microsporidia; Unikaryonidae. Gene Ontology annotation, molecular function: ATP hydrolysis activity; P-type transmembrane transporter activity; ATP binding. The transcript has a single exon. The record is from RefSeq and is marked provisional.
AUGUUUGUGGGAAUCAAGCAGGAAAAGCCGUUUAUAAGCGUCGAGGGAAGGAAAAGAAGAAUAUCUACAGGCUUCUACAACGUCCUCUGUGUGCUGACCCUGGGAGGGUUCCAUAUGGUGUGCAGAUAUCUACCCAAGGUCAAACAUUUUCUACUCAGUUCGCCCUGCAGCCUUUCUGAUGCAGACUGUGUCAUAGUAACAUCACAGAACGGGAGAAGAGAGUUUGUUGAUGUUCUUGCUUACUCCACGGAGGAGAUUCCCUCGCUCAGAAGGUAUUCGUUGGAAGGGAAGGCCCGUGUGGUUGAUUCCCUGUUUUCUAGACUCAUAUACGAUGUUGUUUCCAGGAGGUUUGUGGUUCCUCCGGAGCAGAAGGCGGUGUUCAGAGACUUUGAGGAGCUUUACAGCACAGAGAUUUCAAAGUCUCCCGAGACGGAAAGGGCAGAAGCCAUACAAAGAAACAUAUUCUACGGAAGGAAUGUCACAAGCCUUCCGAUUCCGGGUGUUUUCGACAUAGUCGUGAAGAACACUCUGAACAUCACGUUUUUAUCGAAUAUAAUAUGUCUGUUUGUAUGGAGGGCCGUUGACUACCACAACUAUGCAUUUGUGAUGGGGAUGCUCAUGCUGUACUCGUUUGUAUUUACGAACUGGGAGGAGAUUUCCCACUCUAUCGGCAUGAAGAAGCUUGUGAAAAGGCGAACGGUUAAAAUACUUCGGGGAGGAAGGUUUGUGGAGGUGGACAGCCGGGAGGUAUAUCCCGGAAACAUAAUUUACAUUGAGCCGUGCAAGGAGUUCCCGUGCGAUGCCCUUGUGAUCAGGGGAGAUGCCAUAACAAAUGAGUGCCUCCUUACCGGAGAGACUGUUCCGAUAUACAAAAAUGCCGACCAGCUUUCUGUUGUGUACUCGGGAACGGAUGUCUUGAAGAGUAUCAGCACCAUACCUAUGUCCACUAACUUAAGAAAUGAGAAUCUCUGCAGAGUCAGGAGCCUUACCAGCAAAAAUAGAUCGAGGGCAGCUGGAAUGGUGGGCUCCAUUGAUGUCCUUGGGAACUCUGCUGUUGGGAUGGUUCUCAGAACAGGGUUCCAGACCACCCGGGGGCAGAUCUUGAAGAAUAUGCUUAAUGCAAAGCCUGUUCACAACAGAUUUAUCAGAGAGGCUGAGAUAAUUAUUCUAGGAAUUGUUAUGGUUGCGAUGGCUGUUGGGAUCGGGAUGGCGUAUGUGCUCAACAAGAUGGGAUUUGAUGCAAGUACGAAUCUUAUGUACAGCCUUGAUCUGUUUUUUACGUUUGCGAAUCCAGCGAUUCCCACGUAUCUAAGGGUCGGGACCCAGCUGUGUUACAAGAAGCUAAUCAAAAAGAACAUCUACUGUAGCAAUCUGAAUAAGAUUCAUCUGGCAGGGAGAAUAGACACGGCGGUGUUUGACAAAACAGGAACGCUAACGUGUGAGGGUCUUGAUCUUCUCUGCAUUGAUGAUCUUAAUAGGCCUGUGGACGAUAUCAACAAAGUUGCCAUGGUAACCAGGCUCGGGUUGAGUACAUGCCAUUUGGUCUACGAGUUGGAUGGAAGGUAUUCCGGAGAUACUCUCGACCUGAAGAUGUUUAUUUUCUCUUCCUCUAAGCUUGUUCAGCACGAAAACACAAGAAGCGUGGUUAUUGGAGGCCAUAAUAGGAUCUACGGGCCCAUCCUGAAAGAGUAUAAUGACAGCGAGGAGAUGGUAUAUUACCAGAAAGACAGGACCCACGGAGGCCGAUUUGCUGAUAUUGAUGGGAAUGCCGAUGAAGAAGAUAAGGAUCUUUCUCCUGUUCUUCUUGAUGUUGACGAAGGCGCCAAGUUCAAUCUGAGCGACGAAUGUGGAGAAGGACAGGACGGCGAGAUCAAUGCAGUGAUUAUGAAGACCUAUGAGUUUGACUCGAACAUCAGGAGGAUGAGUGUAGUGGUGGAUGACGGAGAUAGAAAGUACGUAUUUACAAAGGGGUCUCCCGAGUCGAUUCAGGAGAUUCUAAAGGAGAGGCCACGGGGAUAUGAGGAGAAGGCCAAGGAGUAUUCCUUGGGUGGGUAUAGAGUGAUAUCACUGGCAUACAAGGAAAUAAGUGAAAGCGCCGAUAGAGCUUCCGAUGAGUCUGAGAUGAAGUUUCUUGCCCUUAUAGUGUUCUCGAACAAGCUCAAGGAAAACUCAAGAAGAACUGUUGAUGAGCUCAAUAAGGCGAAUAUAAGGAACAUCAUGUGCACCGGGGACAACAUACUGACGGCUAUAUCUGUGGGGAAGGAGUGCAGGAUUGUGGAAGAGUUUGUUCCUGUGAUAUUCCCCGUUCUUGAGGAAAAUGCGAAGUCCAUUUUCGAUGUUGACUGGCUCUGUGUUGGGGACGAGGAGGAGUUUACCUUUGAUAAGGUAAGGCUAAGUCUGUACAGGGGAAAUGACAGGGUCUCUAACAACGAGUUUGUUGUUGCAUGCGAAGGAAGGGAGUUUGACUUCUUCAGGAAUACCCACUAUUUUGAGUUUAUUCUUGAGAAGGGGGCCAUAUUUGCUAGAUUCAAUCCCGGACAAAAGAAGGCCCUCAUAGAAAAUCUUAGGGCUAGUGGGAAGAUCACGAUGUUCUGCGGGGACGGUGCAAACGAUAGCGGGGCUCUCAGCAGUGCUGAUGUUGGCCUGGCCUUGGGACAGAAUGAGGCCAGCCUGGCAGCCAACUUUACCUCCUCUGAAAUAAGUUCUGUUCUAGACCUGAUCAAGGAAGGGCGAUCGGCCUUUGUGACAUCCACGGCCACGUUUAAAUAUGUUGUCUCCUACUGCGCCAUUGCAUAUGUGGUGCUUGUCUUCCUUGUUCUCAGAAAGAAGUUUCUAAGUGACCUGCAGACGAUACAUGGAGACCUGCUCGUCUCGAUUCCUAUCGCAUACAUGCUAACAUGCUUUGACGCAUCUGAUAAGCUGUUUCCAAGCCCCCCAGACACAUUCCUGCUUCCCAAAAAGGACUUUGUGCCCUUCUGCCUGACCAUAGCCCUCGAGUGUUUGGUCCUCUGGAUUCUGUCUCUGUAUGGCGAGCCCUGCCCUGAGAUAAGUACUCAAUCUAUCACGGCUGAGCUCAUGUUUUUUGUCAGUACGUUCAUCUACAUUUUCAAUGCCUUGUAUCUGAGUGAUUGCUCUCCGCAUAGACAGAGCCUAAAAGAUAACGUGCUGUUUAAGACUUUCAUUUCUUUCAUGAUCUUGUCAACUAUAGCUUUUUUGAUGGUAGUGUAUCUCUUUCCGGAGUGGACGUUUCUGUGGUUGCGGGGAUACAAUUUUGUAGAGACCGAUGGGUUUGAGAUAGGACUGGUUCUCAUUUCUGCCUUCUCUGUUACUAUUGCAGUGUUUGUGGUCCAGCCCUUGGUGGGCAGAAUGCUUGGCGAUAAGAGUAUGCAAGACAUGGUCCCUAGCAAGCCUGAAGAAAAGAUAUAA